GUCACUUGUCACUGUCAGUAAUCAUCAACAUUUUGCACAGCAAGUGUUUGUUAUGAAUAUUGUGAUGUUCUUAUCUUGAUAACGAAGAUAAAAUGAUUUUAAAAACAUAUGAUGGCAGUUUAUUUAUUUUUAUUACCCUUACCUUAAACUCAAUAACAAUUAUAACAGGCCAAAACUUCUGGAAAAUCAAUUCAUUAGAACAAGAUCAAGUUAAACCAAAGGAAGAUAAAAUAAUUUGGUGUACAAUAACUCCAGAAGAAUUACAUAAAUGUAGAAAUUUUUCUCUAGCCAAUGAACGAGAUCAAAUUAGGGUUGGUUACAAAACAAUUAACAUUGAAUGUAUCCAAGCUUCUAAUAAAAAAGAAUGUAUGGAAUGGUUAGAUGAAGAGAAAGCAACAAUGACCACUUUGGAUGCAGGGGCCGUGUUUGCAGGAGGAAGAUAUCACAGUUUGGUGCCAAUAGCUCAGGAAGUCCUAGAAGGUGGUUUCAACUAUUACUAUGCUGUAGCCGUUGUCAAAAGUGGAACUCUGAGCUAUGUGAAUUCCAUUCGGCAAUUACGAGGUGUUAAAGCAUGCUUUGCAGGAGUUGAAACCUUUGCAGGAUGGAUUUUACCAAUAAAUACACUUCUGAAUGAAGGCGGUAUGGAUAUUAUAGAUUGUAAUAACCAUGUAAAAUCUGCCAUCAACUAUUUUGGUCCAUCUUGUGCUGUCAACUGUCUGACAGAUCAAUACAACCCAAUCGGAGAUAAUUCUGAUAAGCUGUGCCAAUUGUGUGUCAGUAAAAUACCCGGAGGAAGAUGUACGGAUUCUGAUCCAUAUGCAGGAUAUGAAGGAGCUUUUAGGUGUCUGCUAGAAGCGGGAGAAGUUGCAUUUAUGAAACAUAACACCAUACCUGAGCUUUUGAAUGGACUUGAAUUUGGUGGUCUUGCUAUAAACAACUUCGAAUUGUUAUGUAAAGAUGGAACCAGACGCCCCGUAGGAGAAUACCUGUCAUGUAAUUGGGGAAAAGUUCCAUCCGACGCAGUAGUUGUUUCAUCGGCUGUUUCUUUUGAAGAUAGGAUGAAACUACAACGAUUUUUGCAGAAAUUUGCCGAACGUUAUCCCAAAACACACAGGAAUACUACACAAAGUAUUUUCGGAAAUCCCAAUGAACCAAAUCGAAAUGUAAAUGAUCAAAGUAACAACCCCUAUGCAACUGAUCAGAAUAAUAAUAAUAAUAGAUUUAAAAGACAAGACUAUGGAGAAUACAAUCCGUAUACGAGAAGUGACGAUAACCGAAAUCAAAAUCCGAACGAUCCUUACAACCCUUACACAAGGAACGAUGGAAGUUCAAAUCCAAACGAUCCCUCAAAUCCAUAUACGAGAAACGAUGAUACAAAUCCUUACUCACAGAACCAAAACAAUAACGAUGCUUUCAAUAGAGAUCCUUAUACAAUAAACAGAGAACAGUUUGGCGUCAACAUCGAUCCGUAUGGUAACGACAACAGAAAUAAUUAUAAUCCCGAUUCGUAUGGUACUAACGACAACAGAAAUAAUUAUAAUCCCGAUCCGUAUGGUACUAACGACAACAGAAAUAAUUAUAAUCCUUAUUCUUCCGGCUCAGAAUCACCCUAUAACAGAACUCAUAAUGUUACUUAUUAUGAAGUAUUCGAUCUGUUUGAAUCUAGUCCGAGAUAUGGAAUACAUCUAAAUUUAAUGUUCCAGGAUGCAGCCAGAGCAAUAAUUCCCAUAGCCGAGAAUCAACAAACGUAUACAAACUUUUUAGGAGAAUCCCUUGAAAUCAUCAUGGGAAUUAGGCAAUGUCCAGUGGGAAGAAUGACACUAUGCGUCACUUCCGAAGCCGAGAAAAACAAAUGUGUCAAAAUGAGGACUGCAUUGAAAGCUCAGCUUAUGAAACCGGAGAUGGAGUGCUAUAAGGGCCAUUCCCAAAUUCAUUGUAUGCAGGCGAUUAGAGCUGGAACCGCUGACGUGACUGUGCUAGAUGCUAGUGAUGUAUAUACUGCUGGGUUAAACUACGAUUUGGUGCCUUUUAUUAGCGAGGUUUAUAAUUUGGAAGAGCCCGAGUAUUAUGUGGUUGCCGUUGGAAAAGAAUCUGAUCCAAGUACUGAAUUGACCUAUUUGAAAAAUAAGAAUACUUGCCAUGGAGGAAUAAAUACAGCAGCAGGGUGGGUUUAUCCAUUGGCGUUCAUGAUUAGUAAUGGAUGGAUCAGACCAUAUGGCUGCAACAGUAUUAGAGCAGCAGCAGAAUAUUUUUCAAAGAGUUGUGUCCCAGGAGCUAUCAGUACUGAAUACAAUACAGGGGUGCCGUACGAUAACAUGUGCGAUUUAUGCCAUGGAGCGAGCUUCAGGUACUGUAGAAGAGAUGCGUCGGAAGACUACUACGGCCACACGGGAGCUUUCAGAUGCCUUGUAGAAGGUGGAGGACACGUUGCUUUCGUCAAACAUACUACUGUAACUGAAAACACUGGUGGGAAGAAGAGGGAAUGGUGGACAAGGGACAAUCUUAACGACGACUACGAAUUAUUGUGUCCAGACGGUACUAGAGCUGAGAUUCAUGAAUACACUAAAUGUAAUCUUGGCAAAGUGAAAGCUAAUGCCAUCGUUACUCGAGGAGGAUAUGGGUACAACGAAACCCAUAUUAAUGCUUACAUUAACCUGUUUUUGUAUGCUCAAACCUACUAUGGUAGAAAAUUUGCUGAUGAAUUUAGUUUCAGUAUGUUUUCGUCACCGCCUCCAUACGCUGAUCUGAUCUUCCAAGACGCCACAACGCAGCUAAAAGUUAUCCCUCCCAACAAGCGACAGUACUCAGAUUACUUAGGCAGCGACUUUAUGCGAGCGAGGAGGAUAGUAGACUGCCAUGCCGGUAGUGUCAGUAUGAAAGCAACUUUGCUAGCAGCCGUUCCAAUGAUACUUCUUGCGUUUUUAUUGUAACUACUAGUUUUUAGGUAGUAAUUCUAAUGUGAUGUAAAUAUUUCCGUCCGCAAUUUUGUACUGAACGUUCAUUUUUAUAAGAUGUUUUUUACCUAGGUAUUAAGUUGAAAACUGUACAUGACUCUGAAUCUCAUAUUUUAAAACUAUCAGUGCAUUUUAAUAAUACAUUAUAUUAAUUUGAACAAGUAUUUUUUCAUAUCAGUAUUUAUGUAUAAGCUUGUUCAAUUGAAACAUCUUUGGUUAGGUUAGCCUUGGAAUUGACGUUAUGAUCGGUUCCUAUCAUUUGUAUUUGACUACUCUUUUAACUAUAGUGACUUCAAAAUGGCGUUUUUUGUUAACAAUGUGUCUAAAUAUAAUCAGCGUGCGGCCAUACCAAUUUCAACCUUCUGGGGGCAAGGUCAUGUUAACAUGUUUUUUCAACCAGAAGGACCCUGGAGUUCAUGGAGUUUACGAAACCUAGAGUGCAUAUUAACGAGAACCUUUCUAGGGAAACUUUAAACAAGGUUUAUUAAGCAAUAUGACCAACACGUCCAGAAAAGCUUGUCAUUCCUCUGCACGACAAUGCUAUGCCUUAUGUCGCCGAAUAAGUACAAAAAUGUACAACGAUAAAAAAUAGAGGAUUUUAGAGUAUCCACCAAGCUAUAGUUCCGAUCUAUCGCUCUACGAUUUUUACAUCUUUGGGCCGUUAAAAGGUAUCGUUUAAAAAGUCGUUCAGAUGGACGAAGAAAUACAAAAUGCCGUCAAACAAUUCUUGGAACUACAACCACAAAAAUUCCUAAAACAGGGUAUGCAUCGGUUGGUGGAACAAUGGUAUAUGUGCCUUAUAUAUAGUAGUAAUUAUAGUAAUUAUUUGUAGAUACAGUUCGUCUAAUAUACUUACCGUUGCACGUCAUUAUCUACGUCAGAGAUCUAAGUUGACAUAGUUGCCAAAAUAUAAAAAAAAUCCUGAAUCCAUUUUAAAUCAAAUAGAUCACAUAAUUAUUGCAAACGUGGAUUAUACAACAAAACAAAUUAAUAUUGAAUGUAAAUAAAUAAAAACUCUAGAACUAGAAAACUUAAACUUAAGUUAUAAUCCUACGUUAAAGUAAAUAAUAAAAACAGUAAAUAUAAUAAAACAAAUACCUAUAGUACAGAAUGAUAACAAAUAUGAAGUGUCAUCACCGCAACUGUCAAAUAAAUGUUACCAAUUUAUGCCAAAAUGUCACCUUUGUUCGCUCGUAGUUAUAGUGUAAUCCGAACAAGUGUUAUUUAUAAAUACACUUUAUAUUCCACUUAUACAAAUUAAAUGAAACAAGUUAGGGUAUGUGUCUUUAAAUGUACAUUAAUAUAAAUAUUCCAAUAUUAUUUCUACGCGUAUGUAAUAAAAUAUUUCUAGUGGCUGUAAUUCCAGUGUACUCGACAAGUGACUCUAAAAAAGAACACACCUACCGCCUAAAUAUUUCGUAUUGGUAUCAUGUGACGUCACGGGCUAUGACGCGGAUAACGUGCAACGGUAAGUAUAUUAGAGGGAGUAUAUGUACCGAUAAUUUUUUUCUGGAUCAAAGAUACGUUUCAAUUGAACAAGCUUAGUAAAUUUGUUACUGUUAUACUUUUCUAUAUACGUCGUAAGAAUAAGUAUCUUAUUCUAAAAAAAUAGAAGUAAUUAAACAAACUAAAUAAAAUUACUGAAGUUCAACUACAAAUAACCAAAUGAGUUUAUUGCAGAAUGCGCUGUUUCAAAACAAUAUUUAUUCUUAAGACUUGUUGGAAGGUACAAAAGUUUUGUUUCUGCAGCAGUUACAAACACUUUGAAAGAAAUCUAAUGCAUCUGGUAAAAUGCUAAAUAAUUGCCUUUUUUAGUCAAUAAUUACUGGCGACGAAUCUAGGUAUCAUUAUUAUAAUAAAUAAAACGAGAACGUCCAGAUAAGCUCUCACAUGGUGUCAUUCUUCUGCACGACAAUGCUCGGACUCACGUUAGAGCAUCCACUCUAUAGCCCCGAUUUAUCGCCUUGUGAUUUUCACGGACUAACAAGUACAAAAUGAUGUAAAAGAUUCAAAAAUUCUUCAAGCAACGGCCACAAGAAUUCUUUAAGCAGGGUAUACAUCGGUUGGUGAAACAAUGGGAUAUGUGCCUUCAUUGUAAUGGUAAAUUAUUUGUAGGUACAUUUACCAAUAAAUUUUUUCUGGGCCAAAGAUGGGUUCCAAUUGAACAAAGUCCUAUUGUUGAGGUAUCCAAGAGUGAUAUCUGUCUACAAAAGCUAAAGGACAAUUAGCAAAAUUAAAAAAAAAAUUAGGUUGGUUUUCGUAUCGGAGAAUCGUGACAAUAUCCGCAUUUUCCGAUCAUUUACAAACUGCUGCAAAAACAAACCUGAUAAAAAAGUUUAUUAUUAAUUAUAGAUUAACAUUAUUUUUAGUAAAAAUAAAAUCAUUUUAGAUUUUAAAUAAUUUGUAACAGUAUUUAACUACAUUUAAGUAUUUGAUCACUUUUUUGCAUGUUUUAGAACAUUUUACAUAUUUUGUUAUUUUUUUUUAUUUUAUAUUCGAAUUACUAAUGGGAAGAAAGAAAUAUUAAGAAUCUCUUUUAAAAGUAGGUAUGUGAUAAAUUUACACAUUUUUUUUUUUGAAAAACUCAUACACUUGUUGCCUUAAUUAUUGUGAAUUUUGUAAAUAUAAAGUACAAUAAUUGACAGCUACUAUUUAGCAACAUUUUAUAUUUAAAUAAGAUUAGUGAGCUACAGUUGUGCAUGUUUAUUCAGUUACAUGAUUAUUCAUUUGUUAGUAAUUUCCAAGGAGUACGUUUAUUGACUUAUGAAGGUCAUCACAACAAUGGCAAAUUUAAACAAUCGUAGUUACAUGAAUCAAAACCAAUAUCGGGUAAAAAUUUGGGAGGGUAUUUUAGCAGUUUAAGUGAUACAGCUACAUUUUUAACAAUUCUACUGGGUUCUUAAUACAUCACUCAAUAUUUAUGUAUGAUAGGUUUUUACUCGUCUCGACAAUACUUACUGAUUUUCCUUUACUGUUUCAUUCGAUAUUCAGUGUUAAUUUCUUGCAUAUUAAGCUAAUAAAAAAGGUUAAUAGUGUAAAUAGUGAUGCAUGAAAUCAAAAUUAAAUAAUAUGGUAAAUGAGUUCGGUGUAUAUUAACCUUUAACUACACGCGCUGGCGUAUUUUGUACGCCAGAUAUAAGAAUUCUACUGCAAAUAUAUUUAAAAAUUUAAUUUUUGACCUUGUUUAUCUCUCUAACCUAUCACUGGAAUGUGCUUUACAAUUUGAUUUUAGUUUCGUUAUAAUCGGCAUUCUGGUAAGAUCGUAAUUUACAGUUUAUUAUUUGUUGUUUCCUGUGGUGGACAAUAUACGCCACGAUUAUAUUGAUAUAAGUCGUAAUAUGAGUACAUAUUUCAAUCGUUUUUUAGUCAUUAUGGCACAAAAUAUAUUUUUCUUUAUAAACAAUACUUUUUCUCCUGUAAAAAAAUCACAUUUCAAAAAAAUUUUUUAUUACUAAUUUUAUUUAUCAUGGAAUCCAAUUAUUCUAUGAUUCCAGUUAUAAAUCCCAAUUGGCUUACUGAGAAGGAACUCCAAGUAUUCACUGAUGCCGAAUAAGGUUUAUAACAAACAACUAAGUGUAUUUUUUCAAAAAAAAAUAAACAAAUCCGCUAUUUUUAAGUGUAUUUUCUUGUGGCGUAUAAAGUACGCCACGCGUGUAGUUAUGUUAUAACUUGAUGCGCGAGUAGUUAAAUAGUAAUAAUAUUAUACUAUCCAACUAUAUAAAAACUUAUUUUUGACAGCUAAAUAAAAAAAAUUAUAAAUGUUCACUGAGAGAUUUAUAUUUGUUAAAUUCUGCUCUAAAAUUCGGUAAAAUUAUAUACGUAAAAUGAGUUUUGAUAAACCAACAAAGGAGGCCAAAGCCUUAGUAGGAAAAAUGGAAGAUUACCCAUUAACCAACAUAUAAAACAGGUUGUAUUUUCCUGUGACCGUGUCACAAAAAAAGUUGACCAGCGCAAGAAGAUGUAAUAAUUAUAUAAACUGUUCUCUUAAUAAGGUACUGGUUCAUUACUUUCUGCAACAUAGAAAAGAUGUGUUUAAUAAGAUUGCUCAUAGGUAAUUUUUCUUUUUUCGACUGCAUAUGGAUCAUACACCGAUUCUUUAUUAAAUUUUGUGUAACUAUGGUUUAUAGAAAAAGAGAAAUAAAGUAGAAACCUAAUGUGCAAAUAUUGAAACUAAUGAUGAAUAUGUUUUAUAUUUUAAAAUGUCAAAUAAAUGUAAACAUUUCCAAUUAUUUUUCUUUGUAAAAAUUGUUAUACAUAUUUAAUUAGUUUGUUAUUUACCCUUAAAUGUCCAACAAUAUGUGGGUUCCAUGUAUGACCAAGGGUGGGUAAAAAAUGUCCACCUCGAAAAUAACUAAUAAGGGUGGACAUUUUACGCCCACCCAUAUUUGAUUAGAUAUUAUUAUUACUUUUGUUUUCAAAAAUAUCGGUAUAACCAAAUUAACAUUCGAUAAAGGGCUGUCUUUUUAGCAAUAAAAUUUUUGAAAAAUUUUGGAGCACGUAAUAAAUAUGUUACAAGAGAAUACGCAUUAGAUGGACGUGUUUUACCCACCUUUGGGCGUUUAAGGGUUAAUAACGCUCUACUUGAAAUCUAAUAGGGUGUUUUAAACGUUUUGUGAAAAAGCUCCGUCCAAAUUAUACAAUGUUUUUUAUACAUUUUGCCUUUGUUUUUAAUAAAUUGUAUGUAUAUUUUA
Molecule: messenger RNA, 7645 nt
Organism: Diabrotica virgifera virgifera (western corn rootworm)
Lineage: Eukaryota; Metazoa; Arthropoda; Insecta; Coleoptera; Chrysomelidae
Product: melanotransferrin
Exons: 11
Coding region: 93-2930 (945 amino acids)
Biological process (GO): iron ion transport
Cellular component (GO): early endosome; plasma membrane; extracellular region
Source: RefSeq, a predicted model, not a curated record